ACCAUCAUUACAUGAGAAGAUGGAGACUUUCAGGUAUCUGUUUUGAACGUAUGAAAAGUUUAUGCUACCAUACCAUGUUUGCAACUAUGUAUCUUUAAUUGUUUUUGAAUAUAUUUUACGUCUGGAACGAAAUAGUGGAUAUGCAAACGGCACUUAGCUUGCUGCUCGUAAAAGCACCUGCCUUGCCAAGAAUGGGGGACACUUGGAACCACAACAUCAGCUCUUAUAACCGGUCCUCUACGGACCCAGACCGCUUCAGCAGCCUUGAGGACAUAGAUGUGACCGCCGACGGCAGUCCAGCGCUUCGAAUCAUGAUAUCAAUCGUGUAUUCUGUGGUUUGCGCAGCGGGUUUGGUGGGGAAUUUGUUAGUCGUUUUCUUAAUGAAAGUGAGACGAGGAAGAAAAAGGUCCACCAUACACUUUUUUGUUCUUAAUCUGGCCAUGACGGACUUCCAGUUUGUCCUGACCCUGCCUUUCUGGGCGGUGGACACCGCUCUGGACUUCAGCUGGCCGUUUGGGAACGCGAUGUGCAAGAUCAUUCUCUCUGUCACUGUUAUGAACAUGUACGCGAGUGUGUUCUUCCUCACUGCUAUGAGUGUCACGCGCUACUGGUCCGUUGCCUCGGCUCUAAAGGACCGGACUAGACACAGAUAUUGUUCGGUGAGAUGGGUAAGCGCAGUGCUCUGGGUCUCUGCCACUGUGGCCACCGCGCCAACGGCUAUUUUCUCCAAUAUGACAAACAUCGCUGGGGAGAAGCUCUGCCUUUUGCGGUUCCCGGAGGGCCAGCACUGGCUGGCUUUAUAUCACUUACAAAAAAUUAUAAUUGCCUUUGUUUUCCCCAUGCUCAUAGUAACAAUUUGCUAUUUGAUGCUCCUACGAUUCGUUCGCCUGAGGAGUAUGAACAAUAACCAUCCUAAACGGAGUAACAGAGUCACUAAAUCCGUCACCAUUGUGGUUCUUUCAUUCUUUUUGUGUUGGAUGCCAAAUCACGCCAUCACUUUCUGGGGCGUCCUGGUCAAAUUUAAUGUGGUGAACUGGGACAAAUCUUACUAUAUGGUUCACACCUAUGUUUUCCCUGUGACCGUGUGCCUGGCACAUGCCAAUAGUUGCUUGAACCCAUUUUUAUAUUGUCUCAUGCGAAGAGAGUUCAGGAAAAUGCUGAAGGAUUUAUUCUGGCGGGUUUCCUCACCUGUAAACAGCUGCCAAACACGUCCAUUUUCUGCAACUCUAAAAGCCUCUGUCCACGGUGACACCCAAAUACCUUUGAAUGUCAUAGACACCGACCUCUGUCAACUAUCCAUUGUAAAUGGGCAAUGUGACGCAUUAGCGGAGGACAGCCAACCAUAAAGGUAACUUAAUGCGUAAAACCAGAGCUCUAAGCCGCUUCGUAAAACAAUUCGUUUUUUUUACUGUUCAAAAGAGUCAAAUAUUACGAAAUGUAUUAUCCUCGACUCAAUGCAUAGGACUAAGAUGAAAACAUGAACUUUUCUUAAUUAACAGUAUUUAAGUUUACAAAUGAUGAUAUUAUAUCAUGUAGCCUACCAAAUUGCGCAUAAGAUGCCAGCUGCGCCAAGCAAAUAUUUGUCCCUCUGUGACUUCAAAGUAAUUUCUACCCAUGUACAUAGCGUACUACCGAACAUAAUUUAAGUUUAGGCCUACUUGGGGAUCUAUUUAAUCUGUAUCGCGGAAGUUCAGCGUUACAGCUUGAUUGAUAUUUUUAAGGCAAUAUUCCCGCAUUAGCAGACUGCAUUCAUAGUAAACGCAGUAUAUGUCGUCUCAAUCGGAAAUUACCUUUUCAUUUUUGUUGCAGAAUGUAAUACAGAUGAUUGAAAGGCCCUUGACCUUGCUAAAUCAAUGCUAUAUUGUCGUUACAUUGCGCUUUUGGACAGUUUUUAAAUCGAACAAAAACGUUGGCUACUGCCUGAACGCCUGGUGUGAUUUCCAUAGCUAUUGGUUGUAGUAGGUGUGUAAGUGUGGUAUAGUAAGUGUGGUGUAGGCCUAGGUGUAUUUUGAGACAAAUAUUGUUAUUUCCAUUUUGCAAAGUAAAAUGCAAGUGUCAAAUUAUUUUCAGUAAUUCAAAGUAUUUCAUUAACAGAUGCUUUUAAACUUUGUGACUAGGGAUGAAUAUUUUCCCUGAAACUUUCCAACUUUCAGUACCGGGAAUACUUCAUAUGUAUGUAUCCAUUGAGUCCCGGAAAGUACGUAAAAAAUCGGAAGUGCCCAAUUCAAAGCGUUUAAAACCAAGAUAUGGCCACUAUGCCAGGGUUCUCCCCAAAUAAUAAUGACUCCUGGCGCUGUGCCACCUUGUCGACUGGGCUGCACCACUAUGUAAAGAUUUCAGAGAAAAUGAAACUGAUAUUUAGUAAUGAACUAUCUUUGAUCGCCAAUGACACUGUUGUGAAUUAAAUUCCAUAAAUUCCGAGCAUUAUCAUGUUCCUCAAUUAAUGUAGUGCAUAUCUCGACACAGAGCGCGCUCAGGACGCACAGAGCGCACCCCGAGUACAGCGUUGUCAAAUCAUGCAAACUUGCUAAGCUUGUUAACUUCCUUCAACGAAUGACUUAAUAUAUUCUAUAUUUGGCUAAAUCGAGUUGAUGAUUAUACAGAUAGGAUAUCAGGUCAUUAAUAACAGGGAGAUUUAAGAGUAGAAAUAGUUUAAAAUAUCAAGGAAUCUUAACAGGGACCAACUCUAAAAAUAUCCAUAUCUACUUUCAUAUGGUCUGUUGAUCACGCAUACCGAAGCUCCCAUCUGGGCAGGAACUAUACAGUAGAAUUUUCACUCAUGCCUCUCUGAAUUGUUAACAGACUGUGACAGAGAUGCCAAUAUAGGGAUUUGUGCAAAGGCCUAUCAAAUGUGUGACUGUCUGGAGAGCCACAAUGACAGCUCAAAUAGGCACACGUUAUUUUACUAUUGUACGGGUUUCCUGUAGGGCAGAGCUCUCCUUCCUGGAGAGCCACCAUCCUGUAUGUGUUCACUUCAAACCUAAUCUAGCACACCUGAUUCUAAUAAUUAUCUAGUUGAUAAGAAUCAGAUUAGUUACAAUUGGAGUUGGAGUGAAAACCUUUAAAGGAGGGUAGCGGUGUCAAUUAUGUGUGUGCUUUGAAUUUAUGGCAACUUUCUGUGAAGUAAAUACCUAGGCUAAAGGCUUCCAUGUGACAACCUGUUUGGAUAAUGUGUUUUGAAAAAAAUCGCUAAUCUGCAUGUUGUGUAUUUUGUGGAAUUUUAUUAGUGCGACAUUGGAACAUUUUUAUAGGCUACUUUCCCAGGUCUUGUCAUUACAUUUUUUCUGGAAAUAUAAAGAGGGUAAACAGGUUACACAUGUUGUGACUGUAGCCUAUGUCUAUUCCAAGGAUUUAUAUAGUCUAUACACUAGAUUACUAUUUUGGUGGCGCUGUGUUGUAGCCACUGUUCCUCCAGCUUGGAACUCCCACACGUUGUAAAAAAAUAUUUUGGAAGCUAUAGCAAUGCAUUAAUGUCUACGUUUUGUUUUUGCCACAUUUAUUCUAUUACAGACAACUUGAUGCAUUAAAGUAUACAUUUUUUGAGAUUGCUAAUGUUGCUGUCCCCACUACAACAACAAAAAAAUACGAUCCCCAAGACACCGAUCUUUGGGAUCGGUGUCCCGCCCACGAGAUGGUUGAGCUAACGUAGGCUAAUGCGAUUAGCAUGAGGUUGUAAGUAACAAGAACAUUUCCCAGGACAUAGACAUAUCUGAUAUUGGCAGAAAGCUUAAAUUCUUGUUAAUCUAACUGCACUGUCCAAUUUACAGUAACCAUUACAGUGAAAGAAUACCAUGCUAUUGUUUGAGAAGAGUGCACCAUUUUGAACAUGAAAACUUAUUAAUAAACAAAUUGGGCAUAUUUGGGCACUGGUUUAAAAAAGCAUUAACAGAAAUGCAAUGGUUCAUUGGAUCAGUCUAAAGCGUUGCACAUGCACUGCUGCCAUCUAGUGUACAAAAUCUAAAUUGCACCUGGACUGGAAUAAUACAUUAUGGCCUUUCUCUUGCAUUUCAAAUGCAAUGUACAACAUUUUUUUCAAAAUAACGGUUGGCUUUGUCUUUGUUUUAUCCUUUAUCAGAGCUAUUGUGAUAUAUUCUCCUACAUUCCUUUCACAUUUACACAAACUUCAAAGUGUUUCCUAUCAAAUGGUACCAAGAAUAUGCAUAUCCUUGCUUCAGGGCCUGUAAUUGUGUCCUGGAAACAUUUAAUUGCAAUACUGUAUAAUUACAUUAAUUCCUGUGGAGGACUGCUCCUACUGGGGAGUGCCAAUAUGGCCAACCGAUGGCUUCAAAGCCUCUCAAUAGCCAGGGUUUAUGAACAUCAUUGGCUUAUUUUAUUAUGAACUACAAGGAGACCUUUGGAAACAUGUGUGAUGUAAAUAUUAUAAAAGUUUCUGUGACUCAUGCCUGUGAAAUACAUGUACUCUUCACUAAACAAAUGUAACGACUGAUAUGUCAACCAAUACAUUUGCACAAUACAAUUAUUUCUCAUGGCCAUUGUUUGUCUCAUUUAGCAGUGAUGUUAACAAGUUUGGCACUAAACAAAAAUAAGUGGAAAAUCAUCAACACAAUAAAAACUAUACAUUUUGGAAAAACGGCAGUGCCAAGAGUAAGACAGAACUGGCAGGAGUUAAUAUACGAUAAGUGAAUUUGUCCAAAUACUUAUGACUUCUUCAAAAGGAGGGACUAGAUACAUAAGGUGCUUUCAUUUCUGAAUAGUAAAAGCAGUGGUGUAAAGUACUUUUAAGUAAAAAUACUUUAAAGUACUUCUUAUGUAGUUUUUAUGGGGAUAUGUACUUUACUAUUUAUAUUUUUGACUACUUUUACUUCACUACAUUCCUAAAGAACAUUAUGCACUUUUUACUCCAUACAUUUCCCCUGACACCCAAAAGUGCUCGUUACAUUUUGAAUGCUUAGUAGGACAGAAAAUGGUUCAAUUCUCACACUAAUAAAAACUUCCCUGGUCAUCCCUACUGCCUCUGAUCUGGCAGACUCACUUAACACAAAUGCUUUGUUUUUAAAUGAUGUCUGAGUGUUGGAGUGUGACCCUGGCUAUCCGUAAAUAAAAGAAAAUUCUCUGGUUUGCUUAAA
This is a messenger RNA of Salmo salar (Atlantic salmon), 5087 nucleotides long. Its product is annotated as relaxin-3 receptor 1-like. Gene Ontology annotation, molecular function: C-C chemokine receptor activity; C-C chemokine binding. Gene Ontology annotation, biological process: G protein-coupled receptor signaling pathway; immune response; calcium-mediated signaling. The record is from RefSeq and is a predicted model, not a curated record. Gene Ontology annotation, cellular component: membrane; external side of plasma membrane. NCBI's taxonomy places the organism in Eukaryota, Metazoa, Chordata, Actinopteri, Salmoniformes, Salmonidae.